AUGGGUUUGAUUAAUGAGUUGAGAAGGAGAUGAGAGAAUCCAGUUAGUGGCCUGCGUUUGCGCUCGCUCAGCUCUCUCUCACUGCCGCUAUCUUAUCCUACCCUGUGAUACUUCUUCUUAACAAUACAUACCCACUUCUCCUCAAACUCUUUCUCUCCCUCCCUCAUCAAUGGCUUUAUGGAGUCCACGAUUGCAAAGAUUUCUAUUCACCAACACCAACCUUAGUAAGAUCGACUUCAAGAAGACCAACACUAAUUUCAUUACCAGAAACCGCCGGCGUUGCUCAGCGAUUGCUAUUGACGCUCCUUCUUCUUAUGGUCUCGCUUCUGGGAUCAGAUGGGGUUCCGCCAAAUUACAGGGUGCUCGUGAGGAGAUGGAAGACGAUGCUGUAAUAGUCGCUAAUAACAACAUCGACGACCUUCAAGGUUUCUAUUUUGCUGCUGUUUUUGAUGGCCACGCGGGUUUCUCUUCUGUCAACUUUCUCAGGGAGGAGCUGUACAAGGAGUGUGUGAAGGCUCUACAAGGGGGCCAAUUGUUGGAUAAUAAAGACUUUAUUGAAAUUAAAAAUGCCCUGCAAGAAGCUUUUCACAACGCUGAUGCCAAACUUUUAAACUGGCUUGAGACGACCAGUGAGGAGGAGGAUGAUGAUGAUGAAUCUGGUGCAACAGCUACUGCUAUCUUCAUAGGAAAUGAUAUGCUAUAUAUCUCACAUGUUGGUGACUCAUGUGCCGUUCUUUCACAAUCUGGAAACGCAGAGGAGCUCACUAAUUCUCACAGACCCUAUGGAAGAAACAAGGUUUCUCUUCAAGAAAUCAAACGCAUUCGAGAAGCAGGUGGAUGGAUUUCGGAUGGAAGAAUUUGUGGAGACAUCUCUGUAUCACGUGCCUUUGGUGACAUACGGUUUAAGACCAAGAAGAAUGAGAUGCUGAAAAAGGGAGUUGAAGAAGGAAGAUGGUCCGAAAAGUUUGCAUCCCGAAUGAAGUUUUUUGAAGACUUGGUUAUUGCUACUCCUGAUAUUUAUCAAGUUGCAUUGGGGCCUGAUGCGGAGUUUGUAUUAUUAGCAACUGAUGGCUUAUGGGAUUACAUUAAGAGCUCGGAUGCAGUCAGCUUUAUCAGAAACCAACUUCGGGAACAUGGAGAUGUUCAGGUUGCAUCUGAAGCGCUAGCUCAAAUGGCCUUGAACCAGUAUUCUCAAGAUAAUGUAACCAUUGUGAUCGCCGAUUUGGGGCGGACGGAUUGGAGGAAUUUACCUAUACAAGAACAAAAUAUUGCGUAUGAACUGAUCCAGGCUUUUGCAACGAUUGGUAUUGUGUCACUUGGGAUAUGGAUGUCAUCUAAUGCUUCGUUUUGAAACCUAAUUUAACAUUGCAACCUCUGUAUAUAAUCAACAUAUAUUUUCCCUUGUGUUGAUAUAUCAAUGUUUACUUUUAUG
Molecule: messenger RNA, 1432 nt
Organism: Helianthus annuus (common sunflower)
Lineage: Eukaryota; Viridiplantae; Streptophyta; Magnoliopsida; Asterales; Asteraceae
Product: protein phosphatase 2C 57
Exons: 10
Coding region: 170-1351 (393 amino acids)
Biological process (GO): protein dephosphorylation
Molecular function (GO): protein serine/threonine phosphatase activity; cation binding
Source: RefSeq, a predicted model, not a curated record